UCUCUAUGGCUGUAAAUCGAUGGAUCACGGAAUUAGCCUUAUAAUAGUUCUUGCUCAAAACCAGAGUGAAAAGUUAAGUCUGCAUUGAUAUUCAUCUAUGAAUAUGCUUUGGGAAAGAGCUGAACAAAUACUUGCUUGGACUUUGUAUUUUGGACACUCCCCAAAGACUGCAUACAGUAGUUCUCCCAUUUUGGAAGUCUCUUUGUAGCAGGGAACGUUACACAAAAUGCUGCAAGUGAAUGACUGCCGCUUUGAAAAAAAGGUCAUCAAGAAAACUUUGGAAACCAGUAAUUUGGACUUCAAUGGCUUUCUGCAAGUUGUAAAAAAGGAAUUUGCUGUCGCUUCACAUGAAACUUUUGUUUUGACCACAACUGACAGAAUAGUAGUGGACGAUAUAAAAUUUGACAAGGUGAAGAACGAGAGGACCCUCUACCUACUACGAGAGAAAGACCAAGACCUCCCAGCUUCAGUUAAUGAGGAGGUUAAAUUUGUUCCUCACUACAACACACUGACUGAGUGUGGGACAAAUGAAUACUUCACCGAGGGCCAGAAAUCACUACCUUGUGCUCUUGCUGAGUUGGUGGACAACGCUCUUUCAGCUACUGCAAAAAACACUGGACUCAGGGAGAUAGAGAUAAGGGUGAUGUUUGACAGAACUUUUGGGAAACCUGCAAUAAUUGUCUUAGAUAAUGGGUGCGGAAUGACCUCAAAGCAGCUCAAUAACUGGGCCGUGUACAGACUCUCUAAGUUCACGAGGGAUAACAGCCUGUUUGAAGGGGAAAGAGAGGGGUAUGUUUUCCCUGAUCCUGUACCUCGGAGUCUCAACAGUGACAUAUCUUUUUUUGGAGUUGGAGGGAAAAGAGCAUGUUUCCACAUGGGCAAUGCUGUCAGAAUGAUCAGCAAACCAGUUGGCUCUCCAGAUAUUCAUGAGCUGGUUCUGUCGAAGGAGGAAUUUCAGAAAAAGGAGCAGAAAAAAGAGGAUGUUUACAGUGACACCAUUCUAAACAGAAGGCCUGGUGACUUCUCACACAUAACAGAGGAAGAACGGUUCCUUCGUAAAAUCAUCAGUGAAGAAACUGGAAAGAACAGCUUCACUGUGGUUGUCAUAACAGGAGUUUCUCAUGAUCACAUCAAAUACCUGAAAGAGGACUUUGAUGAGUGGACCAGAGAGCUAGCCCACAUCUAUCAUUAUUACAUUCAUGGAGUUAAUGGAAACUGCAAAACAGACAUUUCACAAAGAUCAGAGAACUUGCCAAGAAUUGACAUUCUUGUAACAUUGCAGGCUUCCCAGAGCCCACGUACGAUCAAUCUCAGACAAGUGGAUGAUGACAUGCAAACACAAUACAUAAAUGCAGCCACAGACACAUUUGAGUUUAGGGCGGAAACUAUGGAUCAUGGCAUUGUUGAGGGUGUUCUUAGAUACCAUCCAUUUCUCUAUGACAGAGAGACCUAUCCUAGAGAUCCAUAUGUCAAACAAGUUCCUGGUAAGGAUGAUUAUAAUGAUGAUGAUGAUGAAAGGGAGUCUACCGCCAUAAAUCAGGCAAGGGGGAAGAGGGACAUCUUUGAAUGUUUCUGGAAUGGACGUCUCAUCCCCUACACAACGAUUUCUGAUUUUGACUGGUGCCAAAGGAAAAGGGGAUCAAACUUACCUCCACAGUGUUACAAUUGCUUUUCUGGUGUGCUUUUCACUGAUGGAAAAUUUAUGGUCAACGCCAACAAGUUAAAAUUCAUGAAACUUGAGAAGCAGCUGAAAACUGUGGAUACAAUUUUUACCACUGGAAAUCUUGCUCAGAAAACCUCUAAAAGAGCCAAGAUUGAAAAAGAGUUUAUCCGGUGGCUCCAAAACUGUCAUGAAAAGUUUGACAAAGAGGUGAGAUUUAUUGGCUAUAAAGAAACUGUGACGCGACCAGAAUUGGAGACUCAGAAAAAGCAAUAUCCCUGGGCAGUGUUUUCCUCCAUCGAACUUGAUGGCAAAAGAUAUGAUACAGGGAAAACUCUAAAGUUUCAGAAGACACCACAAAUUCUUUAUGGGUCUGUGAUAAAUUUUCUCUUGUAUGGAAAUCAUCAAGAAGACGUGUUUGCCACUGGUGGAGAAGUGAAGAUCAAACGUGAGCCUGAAGGACUCUAUGAUGAGAUGACCAAGGUUAUACCCAUUACUAAAAUUGACAGAACUGCCACUGAUGAAAGCAUCAAAAAACACAUUGAGUCUGAAAGGAAGAAGCUACCAGAACACCUAAAAGUGGACUGGCCAGAGGGUAAUCCUUUGCCUAAAAAUGCUGUUUUGCUUGCUGGGACUCCUUUAGGACCUCUCAAAGUUGAAAUUCUAAAUGGAGACAAAGCCCCAAUCUCAUCAAGAAUACAUACAGGGGGCAAGGGGCCAGGGAUAAAGCUGGGAGUUUUGCUUCAGGUGGAGCUCAAUGGUAUAUCAGAAAACAUCAAGGUUUUUAGUAUCACCGCCCCUUAUUCAAAAAAUGGAUACUGGUUCACAAAAAUUGAAAACUUGAGGAGCUUGGGGAAGUACACACUGACUCUAAAUGCUGUGUUGAAUGAAAAUGGUGCCACGGUCUAUGGUGGCAGAGAGCUGCCAAGCUAUGUACAUGAUUUUACAAUCAAGGAAGGAAAUGCUGAGAGAUUUACUGUGCAGUUAAGUUCCUCUCAGCGUGUAGGGGUGCCUUUUGACAUUAAUCUAAAGAUGGAGGAUUGUUAUGGCCACCCCACAAAACCUCCUCCUCAACUCCAACCUGAACUUCAGUGCAGUGAUCUGAAUCCAAGGUUUGAGACAACAGCUCGUAGUGAGAACAUGAUAACUAUCAAAGGUGUGAAAGUCACAGGAAAACUGCCUCAUUAUCUACAAACCAAGAAUUUUGACCUUAAAGUGAUACUGCCUGGGCUUAAGGAUGAUACAAAGACUGUCAAGCUUACCCUUUCCCCUGGAAAUCCUCAUUCACUUCAUAUUGAAUCAAACACCGACUCAGUGGAGAAUGGAAACCCAGUCUGCUUUAUGAUUGAAGUCCAUGAUGAAGCUGGAAACAUCACAGCUAAAUCUAAGCAAGAAGUUCGCUUCCAGAUUCGGGGGUUGCCAUCUGUGAUAAAAGACUGCAGCACAGGAAAAGCUGAACUUGUCUCAGUUCCCAUUAACCGAGAAAUACUCAAUGGAGAGCAACAAAUACUCCAAGCUAAAUUUGACAUGCCUGGCCAGAAGCAGGUUAAAGCAAUCACUAAGGAGAUGGUGGUCAUGCCCAGCAAUCGUAUCUGUCGCAUGGUGCUUUUCUGUAAGGGUGAGGAAAUGCUGGUCUUAAGGAACAAUGAAAAUAUUGAUUGGCAAGCUGGAGGAGUACUGGAGAACCUGUUUUAUAAGCUGUAUGAUGAGGCUGCAAGAGAGGUCCCAAUCACGGCUGAAAUUGCCUCCAAUAUUAAGGUUACAUGGAAAAGAGAUAUUGAUCAGAGAGAUUUGCUAAUGGGAAAGCUACCAGAUCUACAUGUUAGCACUCAUGUGCAGGAAAAGCACUACUACGAGGUCUCCUACCGGGACAAGAACGUAUCCUCCUGCUUUAAAAUUGUACCUUGCCCAGAUGAACCAGCACAACUAAAAUCCACUCUGACUCAAAGCACAUUAAAGCUUGGAGAAACCUUAUCUGGACACAUCAAGUUGCAGCUUGUGGACAAGUAUGAUAAUGUAUGCAAGAAGCUCACCCCCAUGUGUGCUCAGUUGUUUUCUGUGGAAGCUGAGGGUCUGGACAAAUCAGAAAUCAAAUUCAAAUGGAACGAGCGCGGCAGCUCAAUUGGGGUGAUGGGAAUUCGUUUCCUGUCAGUGUCUCCUGGUCCCAGAGUCAUUUGCUUCAGUUACAAACACUUCACUAAACAGGUCAUCCUCCAAGUAACACCAGGAAUGCCUUUCCAACUUAAACUGGUCAGCGGUCCGGAACAGCCAUUGCAGGUAUUGAAUUGUCAAGGUAUUCCAACACCAUUUACUGUCCAGCUAUGUGAUAAGUGGGGAAAUCCUUCUCCGGACAAAAACUUAACUGUUGAGAUGAAACCUUCACCUGAGACACUAAAGCUGACACAUGUUAAGUCACAACCCAUGGACUCAGAAGGGAAAGUCUGCUUCACUAUUAAUAAUCUGAAAGGUUCAAAAGGGUCCUACAUACUGGAGUUUAAGGGUUCCUUAAAUGGCAAAUCCAUCCCUGGUCCAUCAGUGAAACUCAUUCUACUCCCUGAUCCCAACAAACCUGUGAACCUGUCAGUGAAAUACGAUACACAUGCCAGAUUCCCUGCUGGAGGCACAUUUCCAGAUUUUUCAGUGACUGUGCUUUCUGAAGAGGGGAGUCAGAUGAAGACUUUUAAACCUGAAGAUCUAUCUAUGUCCCUGUGGGAGAAAGGGUCGGCAACACAACCUGAAACAGACAUUAUGCCAACAUGCGGAAAACCUAUUAAAGAUGAGGAGAAUCACUGUUAUCGAUUUAGAGGAGAAGCAAUCCCAAAACAUGCAGGGGAGUAUACUGUAGAGUUUGCUCUACAAAGCAACAAAACAGAGGAUCAGCUUAGGACUCAGAUCAAUAUAAAGGUGGUGGCUAAUGAACCAAUCAAACUGGAACCCGAAUGCCAGCUAGAAACCCCAGUUGUUUUCCACUGUAUAGACAUCAGCAAUCGAAUAUUGGUUGAAAAUGUGACGCUAAAGAUUAUGGAUCAGCAUGGUAAUCCAGCUGGGCAGGACUUGAACGGUAAGGUGUUCAUCUCAAUGAAGUGUCCUGACGGAGAAAUACCCAGAAGUCUCCCCUUGUUUAAAGACAAAAACAGCCACGUCCAAAUUAGCUUAAAAGAAGGAACUGCCAAUAUUGAUAGUUUAGCAAUUUCAGAGAACAGUCCUGGUGAGAACGGAAGAAGAUAUAUUCUCCUCUUCAGGCCUGAGGUGACGAUGCCGCCCACAUCUCUUAGUCCUUUUGAGCUGCCCUUCUAUUUUUACAAUGAUGCUGAGAACCAGCAAAAAAGAUGUGAACUGAUGAGGAGAAAGGAUCGGAUGAGUGAAGCUAUUAAAGAAACCAAGAAAUCAUUAAAUUUAAUUCGUGAAAAAAAGGCUUCCCUUGAAAAUGAGGUCAAAGACACAACAGAGAAAGAGAUUUCUUUCAGAAAUUAGCUGAAACACAAAGGCCUAAAAAUAGAACACCAGUUAUCAAUUGAAGAAAUUGCAGAACAUCUAAAACAGACGAAAGUAGAGGUUGAAAACAUAGAGAAAAGUAUCAGAGUUUGUUCCAUUCCUAACAAAUUCAGCGGGCCAGAUAUUCUUGGAAUGGUUGGCCACUUGGCUUUUGUUGCUGAUGAUGAUGCUGCAAGGGUUAUCUCCUGGCACCUGCAGGGAGACAUGGACUGCGUCAUCACCACCACAACACAAGCAGCUCAGAAACUCCACCAAAAACCAAUGGGCAACCAGCAGGUCAUGCCUCUCGACAGCAUUCUUGUGCACCAGGGAAGCCGACUCCUGCCACACAUAAAACAUGGCAGAGAACUUUUUAAACCUACUGGGAACCCAGUCUUUGCCAAGGACCUGCUGAUUUAUCUCCACAAAGAGAGUUGUGAUCCAGAUAAACUGACAAAAGUGUUUAAAAACCUCCUCGGCGACACGAUCCUGAUGGAUGACUUGAACUCAGCCACUAACUACAGGAAAGAGGUUGUGGAGAAGAGGAUAUUUUGUCCUACCAUACUGACCCGAAAGGGAGACAGGGUCAGUGCCAGGGGCAAAUUCGGAGGGAAAAACAACAGAGCACCAUCAAUUGACCAGUUAAAAGUGUUUGGAGCUCCUCUACCACCACACUACUUCACACUGAAAGAUCAAAUAGAUGCGCUUCGUGAGUACCAAGCACUAGUGGAGAAAAAAAAAGAAGCAGAAAAGGAGCUUAAUGACCACAAGUUAACAACGUUCGAUGAAAUGCUCCAAAAAGACACAGAGAGAGAGAAAAUCGAUAAGCAGCUAGAAGAGAUUGAAAAAGAACUUGAAUCUGUAUCAGUGAGACCAGGGAAACGAGCUUCUGGAAGCUUGGAGUGGCCUGUGAUCCUUUCAAAGCGUCCCAGAGAGAAAUCUACAGACAGCCCAGAAAGAUUUUAGCUGAACUCGGGCUAUGGCAUCUUUAUGUCUUUAUGUUACUGUUACAUUUUAUAAACUGUUACUUAAUUUUUUUGCUUAUUUUUGGACUUUCAAAUUGUGAGCAUGAUGCUUUUUGAUGUUUUAUUUUUUUGUGUAUCAUUGUGUGCAACACUUUGGCAAACUGCAUUUGCUCAAUAUAAAUAUUUAAUCUGAUUUGA
Cyprinodon tularosa is the source of this 6297-nucleotide messenger RNA. RefSeq names its product structural maintenance of chromosomes flexible hinge domain-containing protein 1-like. The record is from RefSeq and is a predicted model, not a curated record. The transcript is spliced from 48 exons. Lineage: Eukaryota; Metazoa; Chordata; Actinopteri; Cyprinodontiformes; Cyprinodontidae. Gene Ontology annotation, biological process: double-strand break repair; chromosome organization. Gene Ontology annotation, molecular function: ATP binding; protein binding. Gene Ontology annotation, cellular component: chromosome.